GAUGAUGGAGAUGGCGAACAACAAGUGACACGUUUACAUGAUCAUGCACCGAGAAGACCAGAUAGAAGAGGUAGUGGGGCAAACAGACCAGAGAUAUUCAAUAGAGCACCAGAGGAUCGCAGUCUGUCACAGAAGAGCUACUUUGAGAAGUUGGCAAAGCAGGGCAGGUUCGACGAGGCCAGUCAGCUGGUGCAGCAUAUGCCAAUGGAGCGACGCACAAUCUACGCAUACGAGCAGCUGCUGUUGGCCUGUGCCGAGAGUGGCAAGUUCAAUCAGGCGUGGCGCACAUACAACGACAUGAAGAAGGACGCCAUCAAGCCUACUAUCUACACGCUGGGCCAUUUGGCCAACGUGUGCACUACGGCCAAGGAUGUGUCCGAGGACAAGAUCGUCCAGCGUGUCGAAGCCAUUGUGGGCGAGGUCGAGAAGUAUCAGGUCAAGGUGUCGGUCACCUUCUUCAACAUCCUGAUGAAGACAUUGAUCAAGUGCAAUCGACUGAGUGAAGCGCUGCAGUUCAUCGAGAAGAUCAAGGAUGCUGGACACAAGCCAGACAUUGCCACGUACACCACCUACGUCAUUGCGCUCCAAGAGAAGUACAAGAACGACGAGGACUUCAACAGGAACAAGCGAGGACUGUUUGAGAAGCUCACCUACUCGCACAACUACCAAGAGUUGGACGAGCUCCGAGUGCAAGGCCUCAAGCAGAUCGAUCAGUACACACAGGUCAUCCAGGAUCUCAAGCGCAACAAUGUUCAACCCGAUCGCCACUUUGUAAACACUGUUCUGCACGCAUGCAAGCUGACAAAGAAUCCCGAGGGCGUCUUUGACGUCUACAACACAUUCAAAGACAUGAGAUUCACCAGCCAUCUUCAAUCCGACACCAGGACCUACGACAUCCUGAUAUCCACAUGUAAUUACACCAACAAGAUUGACAAAGGACUGGAACUGUUUGAGGAGAUGAUUACAAAGAAUAUAAGACCGGAUAUUGGAUUGAUCAAUAACUUGUUCAGAUUGUCACUGCGAAUUGCCUCGACCAAACAACAGAAUGUAUAUGACAAUGAGUUGUUCAUCGAGCGAAUCAUGAAGUACAUGAAGCGAUACGACCUCAUGCCCAACGACGAAUCAUUCACCGUUCUGAUAUCAGCCUACGCCAAGCAAGGCAAGCUGGAAAAGGUCUACGAACUAUUCUUAGAGAUGAAGGAAAUGAAUAUAACACCAUCGAUCAGAGACUACACUGGAUUGAUUGGAGGCAUAAGACAUGACAUUGACAAGGUGAUGAAUGUGUUUAGAGUUAUUGUAACACAGCGACUAAAGUUGACGCCAGAGUUUAUUAGACUAAUGUUGGAUAUUGUUAGGAAGAAGGGCACUGGAGAUAAUGUCGAGGAGAUAUCCAAAGGCAUCCGCCAGUUGGAAUCACUGACCAAUGCC
Messenger RNA from Acytostelium subglobosum LB1, 1428 nucleotides. RefSeq lists its product as hypothetical. Gene Ontology annotation, molecular function: protein binding. The record is from RefSeq and is a predicted model, not a curated record. The annotation marks the transcript as partial. NCBI's taxonomy places the organism in Eukaryota, Evosea, Eumycetozoa, Acytosteliales, Acytosteliaceae. The transcript is spliced from 3 exons.